AUGGCUAGCUCCGACCCGACCACGACAACUGGGUCCGACACUCCCGUAACCCUUUCAAUGGCUAGCUCCGACCCGAUCACGACAACUGAGACGUCUACCAACACGGUACCAAGUGUUUCAACAACAGUGACUUCUACUCUAGAUACAACUACAGCUACGGAAACGACAGCAUCAGUUACAACCCUUCCCGAAACUCCGGUAACAUAUCACCCGGAAACAUCUACACCGGAUAGGAAUGUUCCAGAAACAACUUCGGCGGAUACAACUGUCCAACACAUAUCUACGGCGAUAACGAGUGUAACACCGGGAUCAUCUACACGACUUUCAACUGUCACGGAAACAACUUCAACAGCAGUAGCUCCAGCACCGUCUGCGGCGGUAACACAUAUUCCGGAAACAACUUCCACCCUGGAAGCAUCAACAAUGGCAUCAACUACUUUAGAAGCAACUACUCCAUCGGAAGAACCAACAACAGCAACAGCUGUUCCAGAAACAACUACGACAACGGAAAACUUAGCAACUGCGACUACAUCUCUAAAAACAACUACCAUAACGGAGACAUUCACAAAAGACACAACUGUUCCAGAAACAACUACCCAACCGGAAUCAUCCACACAAGCAACGACUGUUCUAGAAACAACAACACCACCGGAAACAUCAAGAUCAGUUACAAAAACUACACAUGAUACAUCCACAACAACCACAACUGUUCCAGAAACAACUACCACACCAGAAACAUCCACAACUGUUUCGGAAUCAACAACCACACCCGAUACAUCCACAAAAGCCAAAACUAUUCAGGAAACAACUACCCAACCGGAAACCUCAACAUCAACAACAACUAUUCAAGAAACCACAGCCACACCUAAAACAUCCACAUCAGCAGCAACUGUUUCGGAAACAGCUACAACACCGAAGACAUCCCGAACAGCCAUAACUGUUUCAGAAACAACUAAAACACCGGAAACAUCAUCAACAGCCACAACCGUGCCAAAAACAACUUCAACAGCAGAAACAUCAACAGCAACCACAACUGUUCCAGAAACAACUUCAACACCGGAAACAUCCACAUCAGUCAAAACUGUUACUGAAACAGCUACAACGUCAAAGACAUCCCGAACAGCCAUAACUGUUUCAGAAACAACUAAAACACCGGAAACAUCAUCAACAGCCACAACUGUACCAAAAACAACUACAACACCAGAAACAUCCUCAACAGCCACACUUGUUUCAGAAACAACUACAACACCGGAAACAUCCACAACAGUCACAACUGUUACUGAAACAACUACAAGACCGGAAACAUCCACAGCAGCCACAAGUGUUCCAAAUACAACUACAACACCAGAAACAUCCACAGCAGCCACAACUGUUACUGAAACAGCUACAACGCCGGAUAGAUCCUCAACAGCCACAACUGUUCCAAAAACAAGUAAAACACUUGAAUCAUCCACAACAGCCACAACGGUUCCAGAAACAAUUAUAACAUCGGAAACAUCCUCAACUGAUCUAGAAACAACUACAACAUUGGACACAUCUACAACAGUCACAAUUGUUCAAGAAACAACGACAAAACCAAAGACAUUCACAGCAGCUACAACAGUUACAGAAACAACUACAACACCAAAGACAUCCACAGCAGCCACAACUGUUACUGAAACAGCUACAACGCCGGAUAGAUCCUCAACAGCCACAACUGUUCCAGAAACAACAACAACACCAGACACAAUCACAGCAGCCACAACUGUUCUGAAAACAAGUAAAACAUUUGAAUCAUCCACAACAGCCACAACGGUUCCAGAAACAAUUAUGACAUCGGAAACAUCCUCAACUGAUUCAGAAACAACUACAACACUGGACACAUCUACAACAGUCACAAUUGUGCAAGAAAUAACAACAACACCGAAGACAUUCACAGCAGCUACAACAGUUACAGGAACAACUACAACACCAGAAACAUCCUCAACAGCAACAAAUGUUCCAGAAACAACUGCAACACCGGAAACAGCCACAACUGUUACUGAAACAGGUACAACGCUGGAUAGAUCCUCAACAGCCACAACUGUUCCAAAAACAAGUAAAACACUUCAAUCAUCCACAACAGCCACAACAGUAACAGAAACAACUACAACACCAGAAACAUCCACAGCAGCCACACUUGUUUCAGAAACAACUACAACACCGGAAACAUCCACAACAGUCACAACUGUUACUGAAACAGCUGUAACGCCGAGGACAUCCCAAACAGCCACAACUGUUACCAAAACAAAUACAACACCAGAAACAUCAACAGCAGCCAAACUUGUAUCAGAAACAACUAUCACACCGGAACCAUCUUCAACAGCCACAAGUGUUCCAAAAACAACUACAACACCAGAAACAUUCACAAUAGCCACAACUGUUUCAAAAACAACUACAACACCAGAAACAUUCACAACAGCCACAACUGUUCCAAAAACAACUACAACACCAGAAACAUCCACAGCAGCCACAACUGUUACAAAAACAACUACAACACCAGAAACAUCCACAGCAGCCACAACUGUUACUGAAACAGCUACAACGCCGGAUAGAUCCUCAACAGCCACAACUCCUCCAGAAACAACAACAACACCAGACACAAUCACAGCAGCCACAACUGUUCCAAAAACAAGUAAAACACUUGAAUCAUCAACAACAGCCACAACGGUUCCAGAAACAGUUAUAACAUCGGAAACAUCCUCAACUCCUCCAGAAACAACUACAACACUGGACACAUCCACAACAGUCACAAUUGUUCAAGAAACAACAACAACACCGAAGACACUCACAGCAGCUACAACAGUUACAGAAACAACUACAACACCAAAGACAUCCACAGCAGCUACAAUAGUUACAGAAACAACUACAACACCAGAAACAUCCACAACAGCAACAAAUGUUCCUGAAACAACUUCAACACCAGAAACAUCCACAGCAGCCACAACUGUUACUGAAACAGCUACAGCACCGGAUAGAUCCACAACAGCCACAAAGGUUCCAGAAACAACUACAACACUGGACACAUCUACAACAGUCACAACUGUUCAAAAAACAAAUACAAAACCAGAAACGCUUACCUCAUCUGAAAUAUUCUCAACAGCCAUAAUUGUUCCAGAAACAACUACAACACCGGAAACAUCUUCAACAGCCACAACUGUUCCAGAAACAUUUUCAACACCAGAAACAUCCACAGCAGCUACAACAGUUACAGAAACAACUACAGCACCAGAAACAUCCACAGCAGCUACAACAGUUACAAUAACAACUACAACACCAGAAACAUCCACAGCAGCCACAACAGUUACAGAAACAACUACAACACCAGAAACAUCCACAGCAGCUACAACAGUUACAGAAACAACUACAACACCAGAAACAUCCACAGCAGCUACAACAGUUACAGAAACAACUACAACACCUAAAACACCCACAGCAGCUACAACAGUUACAGAAACAACUACAACACCAGAAAUAUCCACAGCAGCUAAAACAGUUACAAUAACAACUACAACACCAGAAACAUCCACAGCAGCCACAACAGUUACAGAAACAACUACAACACCAGAAACAUCCACAGCAGCCACAACUGUUUCAAAAACAACUAUAACACAUGAGAAAUCCUCAGCAGUCACAACGGUUACAGAAACAGCAACACCACCGGAAACAUCCUCAAUUGUUAUAGAAACAGCUACACCAUUGGACUCAUCCUCAACCGCCACAACUGUUCCAGAAACAACAACAAUACCAGAAACAUCCACAGCAUCCAGAACUGUUCCAGAGACAACAACCACACCGGAAAAUUCCACAGCAGCCACAACUGUUUCAAAAACAAUUACAACACCGGAAACAUCCACAACAGCCACAACUGUUACUGAAACAACAAAAACACCAGACAGAAGCACAGCAACCACAAAUGUUCCAGAAACAAGUACAACACUUGAAUUAUCCACAACAGCCACAAAGGUUCCAGAAACAAUUAUAACAUCCGAAACAUCCUCAACUGAUCCAGAAACAACUACAACACCGGAAACAUCUACAACAGUCACAACUGUUCAAGAAACAGCUACAACACUGAAAACAUCCACAACUGUUCUAGAAACAACUACACCUUUUGACUCAUCAUUAACCGCCACCAUGGUUCCAGAAACAACAACAACCCCGGAACCAGCCUCAACAGCCAUAACUGUUUCAGAAACAACUACAACACUGGUAACAUCCACAGUAUCCAAAACUGUUCCAGAAACAACUACAACACCGGAAACAUCCUCAACAGCUACAACUGUUCCAGAAACAACAACAACACCGGACACAAGCACAGCAACCACAAAUGUUCCAGAAACAAGUAAAACACUUGAAUUAUCCACAACAGCCACAAAGGUUCCAGAAACAAUUAUAACAUCGGAAACAUCCUCAACUGAUCCAGAAACAACUACAAAACUGGACACAUCUACAACAGUCACAAUUGUGCAAGAAACAACCACAACACCGAAGACAUCCACAGCAGCUACAACAGUUACAGAAACAACUACAACACCGGAAACAUCUACAACAGUCACAACUGUUCAAGAAACAGCUACAACACUGAAAACAUCCACAACUGUUCUAGAAACAACUACACCUUUUGACUCAUCAUUAACCGCCACCAUGGUUCCAGAAACAACAACAACACCGGAACCAGCCUCAACAGCCAUAACUGUUUCAGAAACAACUACAACACUGGUAACAUCCACAGUAUCCAAAACUGUUCCAGAAACAACUACAACACCGGAAACAUCCUCAACAGCAACAACUGUUCCAGAAACAACAACAACACCGGACACAUAUACAUCAGUCACAAUUGUUCAAGAAACAACAACAACAACAUCCUCAACAGCCACAACGUUACCAGAAGCAACUACAACACCAGAUACGUCAACAACUGUCACAACUGUUCCAGACACACCUACAACAUUGAAAUCAUUUGCAACAGCCACAACUGUUCCAGAACCAAAUCCAACAUUGGAAACAUUCACAAAAGCCAUGCCUAAACUAGAAACAGCUACUGCACCGGAAACAUCCUCAUCAGCCACAACUGUACCAGAAACUCCAGAAACAUCCCCAACAAUUACAACUGUUCAGGUAACAACUACAACACCAAAAACAUCCCAAACAACCACACCUGCUCUAGAAACAACUACAACACCAGAAACAUCCAUAGCAGCCACAACUGUUCCAGAAAAAACUUCAACCCCGAAAACAUCCUCAAUAGCGACAAAUGUUACAGAAACAACUACAACAUUGGAAACAUCCACCAAAAACAUGCCUGAUCCAGAAACAACUACAACACCGGAACCAUCCACAACAGCCAACACGGUUCAAGAAACAUUUAUAACACCAGAAACAUCCAUAACAUCCAGGACAGCCACAACUGUUUCAGAAACAACUACUGCACCGGAAACAUCCUCAGUAGCCACAACUGUUUCAGAAACAACAACGUCAUCCGAAACAUCCUCAACAGCCACACAUGUUUCAGAAACAACUAAAACUCAAGAAACAUCCACAGCAGCCACAAUUAUUCCAGAAACAACUACCUCAUCCGAAACAUCCUCAACAGACACAGCAGCCACAACCUUUCAGGAAACAGUUACAAGACCAGAAACAUCCUCAGCAGACAAACCUAUUUCAGAAACAACUACAACACCCGAAAGAUCUACAGCAGCCACAACUGUUCCAGAAACAACAACAACAUCAGAAACGUCCAUAGCAGCCACAAUGGUUCCAGAAACAACCUCAACAGCGGAAACAACAACAACACCAGACACAAGCACAGCAACCACAAUUGUUCCAGAAACAAGUAAAACACUUGAAUCAUCCACAACAGCCACAAAUGAACCAGAAACAGCUACAACACCGGAAUCAUCCUCAACAGAUCCAGAAACAACUACGACACUGGACACAUCUACAACAGUCAAAACUGUUCAAGAAACAACAAUAACACCGAAGACAUCCUCAACAGCCAAAAUUGUUUCACAAACAAUUAUAAAACCAGAGACAUCCUCAACAGCCACAACGGAACCAGAAACAACUGCAACACUUGAAUCAUUUUCAACAGCCACAUCUGUUCCAGAAACAACUACAACACCAGAGACGUCCAUAGCAGCCACAACUGUUCCAGAAACAACUUCAACCCCCAAAACAUCCUCAAUAGCGACAGAUGUUACAGAAACAACUACAAUACAAGAAACAACCACAGCAGCCACAACUGUUCCAGAAACAAUUACAACUCUAGUCAUAUCCAUAGCAGCCACAACUGUUCAAGAAAAAAAAUUCUCAUCCGAAACAUCAACAGCAGCCACAACUGUUCAGGAAACAACUACAGCGCACGAAACAACAACAGCCGUCACAAGUGUUCCAGAAACAACUACCUCAUCCGACACAUCCUCAACAGACACAGCAGCUACAACCUUUCAGGAAACAGCUUCAAGACCAGAAACAUCCUCAGCACCCACACCUAUUCCAGAAACAACUACAACACUCGAAAGAUCUACAGCAGCCACAACUGUUUCAGAAACAUCAACAACCCCAGAAACGUCCAUAGCAGCCACAACUGUUCCAGAAACAACCUCAACACCAGAAACGUCCAUAGCAGCCACAACUGUUCCAGAAACAACCUCAACACCAGAAACAACCACAAUAGCCACAACUGUUCCAGAGACACCUACCCUAUCCGAAACAUCCUCAACAGCCACACCUGUUCCAGAAACAACUACAACACCAGUCACAUCCAUUGCAGCCACAACUGUUCAUGAAACAACUACAACACCAGAAACAUCAUCAGCAGCCACAACUGUUCCAGAAACAUCAACAACACGUGAAACAUCCUCAGCAGCAACAAUUGUUCCAGAAACAACUAGAACUCCUGAAACAACCACAACAGCUACAAUUGUUGAGGAAACAACUAUAACACCGGAAACAUCCCCAACACCGGAAACUUCCUCAAUAGCGACUGCAGCAACAACUGUUCAUGAAACGCCUUCUUCAUCCGAAACAUCCUCAACAGCAGCCACAACUGUUCACAAAACAACUACAUCACCAGUCACAUCCAAAGCAGCCACAAGUGUUGCAGAAAAACCUUCCUCAUCCGAAACAUCCUCAACAGCUACAACUGUUCCAGAAACAAGAGGAACACCAGAAACAUCCACAGCAGCAACAACUGUUCACAAAGCGCCUUCCUCAUCCGAAACAUCAUCAACAGCAGCAACAACUGUUCAGGUAACAACUACUACAUCAGAAACAUCAUCAGCGGCCACAAUUGUUUCAGCAACAACCAGAACUCCAGAAACAUUCACAGCAGCAACAACUGUUCACGAAAUAACUACUGCAUCCGAAACAUCCUCAACUGCCACAACUGUUCCAGAAACAACCAGAACUCCAGAAACAUUCACAGCAGCAACAACUGUUCACGAAACGCCUUCCUCAUCCGAAACAUCCUCAACAGCAGCCACAACUGUUCCGGAAAAAACUAUAACACCAGAAACAAUCACAGCAGCCACAAGUGUUCCAGAAACACCUACCUCAUCCGAAACAUCCUCAACAGCCACACCUGUAUCAGAAACAACUAGAACUCCAGAAACAUCCAAAGCAUCCACAACUAUUCCUGAAACAACUUCAACAACGGAAACAUCCUCAACAGCCACUGCUGUUCCUGACCAACCAACCUCAUCCGAGUCUUCCACAGCAGCCACAACUGUUCUAGAAGCAACCACAACACCGGAAACAUCCCCAACAGCCACACCUGUAUCAGAAACAGCUUCAACACUAGAAACAUCCACAGCAGAUAAAAUUGUUCCAGAAACAACUAUAACACCAGGAACAUCCAUAGGAGCCACAACUGUUCAAGAAACAACUUCAACACCGGAAUCAUCGCCAAUAGCCAAAACUGUUCCAGAAACAUUUACAACACCAGAAACAUCCACAGCAUCCACAGCUGUUCCGGAAACAAAAACAACAUCAGAAACAUCCUUAGCAGCAAAAACUGUUCCAGAAACACCAACCUCACCCGAAACAUCCAAAACAGCAACAAUUGUAACAGAAACAACUACAACACAAGAAACAUUUUCAAUAGCCACAACUGUUCCAGAAACAACUGCAACACCAGAGAUCUCCACAGCAGCCACAACUGUUCCAGAAACAGCUGCAGCCCUAGAAACAUCCACAACAGUCACAAUUGUUCAAGAAACAACUACAACACUGGAAACGUCUUCAACACCCACAACUGUUCUAGAAAUAGCUACAACACCAGAAACAUCCACAGCAGCCACAACUGUUCCAGAAACAACUACAACACGAGUAACGUCCACAACACCCACAAUUGUUCUAGAAACAACUACAGCACCGGAAACAUCCUCAACUGUUCCAGAAUCAACUACAACACCGGAAUCAUUCCCAACAACCACACUCAUUCCUGUUACAAUGAUCAAAUCCGAAACUUUUACAACAGUAACAUCUACCAAACCCGAACCAACAACAACAGUUACAACUACCGCACCCGAGCAAUCUACGACGAGAAGAACUUCUAUACCCGGACCAACUGCAACGGCAUCAAUUACCACAUCAGAACCAUUAGCGAAGGUAACAACUGUUUCGGUCACCACUGCAACCCCGGAAGUAAUAACAAAAUCAGUUCUGGUAACAACUCCUACGUCAGAAACAUCUACAACGGCAGCAACUGUUUUUGAAACAACUACCACACCCGAACCGUCUACAACGGAAAGAACUACAACAUUGGAAGUUUAUACAACGGCAGAAACUGUUUCGGAAUCAUUUACCACAAAUGAACCAUCUACAACGGAAAGAAUUAUAACAUCAGAAGCAUUUACAACUGCAGCAACUGUAUCGGAAACAACUACCACACCCAAACCGUCUACAACGGAAAGAACUACAACAUCGGAAGUAUCUACAACGACAGCAACUUUUUCGGAAACAACUACCACACCCAAACCGUCUACAACAGAAAGAAAUACAACAUCAGACGCAUCUACAUCGGCAGCAACUGUUUCGGAAACAACUACCACACCCGAACUGUCUACAACAGAAAGAACUACAACAUCAGACGCAUCUACAUCGGCAGCAACUGUUUCGGAAACAACUACCACAUCCGAACCGUCUACAACGGAAAAAACUACAACUUCGGAAGCACCAGGAACCACUUCCCUGGUGGCAACCACAAAGGCAGUGACUAAAUUACCAGUUACUAGUGAAUUUAUCACUACUGAAGCAGUGACGAAUGAGCCAGUGACAGACACUUUAGGGACAGCAGGGCUCAAUUCAUCUGGAAAUAAUGCAACAGUAACUGGACCAGAUGUUUCCGUAGUAAUAGCCGAUACUACCUCUCAUAUAACACAGGAGGCAAGCACUGUAACAACGUCAGCUGGACUGUUAAUAGACCCCACACUAUCAGAUACAAGUUCUACAAAUACUCAAAGUAUCACCACUACAGAUACACCGGAAUCAUCCUCUAAAGAAAAAAUGUCGGAAACGGUUCAAGAAACAAAUGCUCCGGUAGAAAUCCCAACUUCAUCUGUUCCAGAAAUAACAAGACCGGUUUUAUCUUCACCACCUACAACUUUACCGAUUACAACCAUAACGGAUACAACUGUCCAAGAAACAACUACAACGGUAGCAAUCCAAACGACUAUAUCUGCCCUAGAUGCAACAACUCCCGUACCAACCACAACAGAAAUAACUUUCCCCCAAGUAGAAAUAACUGUAACAACUGUUCCAGAAAUAAUUACACCGUUAGCGCUCACAUCAACUACAUCUGAUCAAGAAACAACAACACCGGUAGCAACCACAAUAGCUACAACUGGGUCAGAGGUAACCGUUCUAGAAACAACUGGGCCGGUAGCAACCACGACAACUGCAACUGUUCAAGAAAGAACUUCACCGAUAGCAACCACAAUAGCUACAACUGGGUCAGAGGUAACCGUUGUAGAAACAACUGGGCCAGUAGCAACCACAAUAACUUCAACUGUUCAAGAAACAACUUCACCGAUAGAAACCACAAUAGCUACGACGGGACCAGAGGUAACCGUUCUAGAAACAACAGGGCCAGUAGCAAUCACAACAACCUCAACAGUUCAAGAAACAACUUCACAGGUAGCAACCACGAUAGCUACAACUGGACCAGAGGUAACCGUUGUAGAAACGACUGGGCAAGUAGCAAUCACAACACCAGCAACUGUUCAAGAAACAACUCCACAGGUAGCAACCACAAUAGCUACAACUGGACCAGAGGUAACCAUUCUAGAUACAACUGGACGCAUCUACAUCGGCAGCAACUGUUUCGGAAACAACUACCACACCCGAACUGUCUACAACAGAAAGAACUACAACAUCAGACGCAUCUACAUCAGCAGCAACUGUUUCGGAAACAACUACCACAUCCGAACCGUCUACAACGGAAAAAACUACAACUUCGGAAGCACCAGGAACCACUUCCCUGGUGGCAACCACAAAGGCAGUGACUAA
Molecule: messenger RNA, 10530 nt
Organism: Mizuhopecten yessoensis (Yesso scallop)
Lineage: Eukaryota; Metazoa; Mollusca; Bivalvia; Pectinida; Pectinidae
Product: mucin-2-like
Exons: 4
Coding region: 1-10530 (3509 amino acids)
Source: RefSeq, a predicted model, not a curated record